AUGGUAAGGUUUUCAGUGAUGCUUUUGGUUGUUCUCACUUUUUUCAUUUUGGUGCUUCCAGUGAUGUUGCCUCCUCUGCCUCCACCACCUUUGAUGCUUCUUCUUGUUCCGGUUUUCAUAAUGGCGCUUCUCUUCUUGUUAGCCUUUUCACCUUCCAAAGUUCCAACCUUGGCUGUUGUUGCUGCUUGCUUUGAGUGGUAUUUAGAAUACGAUUCUAUGACUCGACUAACUGUAUCUCCUUUAGAAGGAAGUGGUCUCUUGAAGAAGAAAGAUCAUAAAAGCAGCCCGUUUAAAGAAUUGCAAGAAGGUAAAUAUUUGAUGGUAUAA
This is a messenger RNA of Abrus precatorius (Indian licorice), 327 nucleotides long. RefSeq names its product protein ORGAN SIZE RELATED 1-like. The coding region runs from base 1 to 327 and encodes 108 amino acids. Lineage: Eukaryota; Viridiplantae; Streptophyta; Magnoliopsida; Fabales; Fabaceae. The transcript is spliced from 2 exons. The record is from RefSeq and is a predicted model, not a curated record.